Messenger RNA from Pelecanus crispus (Dalmatian pelican), 1218 nucleotides. The record is from RefSeq and is a predicted model, not a curated record. NCBI's taxonomy places the organism in Eukaryota, Metazoa, Chordata, Aves, Pelecaniformes, Pelecanidae.
AUGGGGAAUGCCAUCAAACGGAUAGAUACAGUUACGGCCAGUACUAGCAGAGGAGGAGGAGGAGGAGGAUGGGGUACCACUAACCAGAGAUAUACUAAUGUUAUCCAGCCAUCUACUUUUAAGUCUAAUACAUGGGGUGGCAGCAGAGAUCACGGAAGAGGAUUUUUUGGCUCCUCUGAUUUUGGAUCAUCAGGUGGCGGCAGCAGAAAUACAGACUUUUCACAGAACAGAUUCUCUGCAUUAAUGAACAGUCAAAAUAUUGCUGAUGGCUAUAAAGAUGAAGAGGAGAGACUUCUUGAAUGUGUAGUGAAAGACAUGGAAAUUUGGGAAUCUUCAGGACAAUGGAUAUUUUCAUCUUAUUCACCAAUGAAAGAAAAGCCAAAUGUCUCAGGCUUUCCAGAUUUCUCACCAGAAGAAUUGCGUCUGGAGUAUUAUAACUGCAGAGCAAACAAUAACAUUCAGAACUAUAUAAAUUCUGUCCAAGAGUUAGCAAAACAAUGGAAAAAUCGGCUGCUUCAGUUGAAAGCUUUAAAUGCAUCGACAAAAGCAGCUUUGCUAUCUGAAUUAAAGAACACAGUCGCUCAACCAUUGCCUGCCUUUGGAUUUGGAGGACAGCAAACAUCAAGCUUUGGGUUGUCAAGCUUUCCUGUGAACAGCAGCAGUAACAGUGCUAGCAGUUUCUCCUUUAAAACAAGUUCCAGUCUCGUCAGUGCAUCAUCUGGAAACACCCCUGCUUUUGGGAGCUCUUCUGCUGGUUGUAAUCCUCCCGCAUUCGGUGUGACGUCCUCUCCUAGCGUAUCCCAUUCUGUUGGUUUUGGCAGCCCGGUGGCUCCAUCUGCAGCCUCCUUCUCGUUUAAAACUUCUGAAACAACUAGCGGUUUUGGAACUUCUGGGUUUUCAGGGUUUGGCAAUUCUUCUGCUGUGAGCUCUUCAAGCACCACUCCGCUUACAGCCUUUGGAGCUUUUAAUGCAGCAGUAGCAGCUUCUCCCUCACAUUCAAGCAGUACUUUAUUUGGACAGACUGCCAGUUCGUCUGGACAUAAUAUAACAUCAGCGUCUUCUGUAGUCACAAACAAUACUACAUCAGAAAAGUUAUUUACACCAAAGAGUGAAUUAUCACCUGAAGAGUUGAAACAAUUUGAAGCAAAAAAGUUUACAAUGGGAAAGAUUCCUCUUAAGCCACCACCAUUAGAACUUCUAAAUGUUCAGGAGUUUUAA